Molecule: messenger RNA, 498 nt
Organism: Arabidopsis thaliana (thale cress)
Lineage: Eukaryota; Viridiplantae; Streptophyta; Magnoliopsida; Brassicales; Brassicaceae
Exons: 5
Coding region: 1-498 (165 amino acids)
Source: RefSeq, marked reviewed
AUGAAAGUGCUUGGACCCACCUUCAAUCCCCUUCGAGCAAGUGACCGAACCCGUUCAAAUGGACCAUUCCAUGCAGGUCCGGGUCAGUGGAUCUGUGCCUUACCCGCGGGGGCUUUCUCAUUGAGUCAUUUCCGUAGUCAGGGAGGGAUCGAUAUCUUGGACGGAGAUAGGUUAUGCAAUUAUGACUUAUUCAAGAGGUCCUCCCUUCCCUACUGGAGCGCUAACUCCUAUUUUUUUGUAGAGAAUCCUUGUGUAGUGUAUUCUACUGACCAAGGAGGAUCAACGUCUCAUUGUAUUCCAGUUAGUUUCACAGCUACCCCUUCCCCUACAUCUUCUUUCUUCUUCUCUGUAUCUUUCGCUGUUGGCCAGCUUGAAUCGGCGGACGAAGCCACUUUCACUUUGGCAAACAGGAACCAGCCAAAGGUUAGGUUAUCUUUGCCAGCUCGAUGCCACAAAGGUUUAAAAUGGGGAUUCCUUGGUGCCGUUCGCUUGACUUGA